UGGUCUUUUUCGGAGUAACGAACCAAUGAUCUCUAAAUGCGCAGGUAUCCUUCUGUUGAUCAACAGCAUGCGGCAGCUGUUCAAAUCGUAAAAUUAUUUCCACAACUUAGUAAUACGCGAGUCACACCAACUGCUCCUGAUGAGUCAUUUUUCUUUUGGCGCAACGGAGGCAAGGAAAAGGGUGCUCAUACUGGCAUGAUAUUUCAUCGCAUCCGGAAUGUCAUCAAACAGCUACCUGCAGAAAAACAUAAAUAUAAUCGAGGAACUAUGCCUGUAGAAGAGUCCGUUUCAACUGAACUUGUAGAGCGGGCUCAAUUGCUCCGAGUAAUGCUUGCAUCGGCAUCAGUAGCAGAACAUAUUUGUGAUGAAAUGGACCGAUGCUUUCCAGUCCUCAAACUGUUAUUAAAAGAAAAGAAACCCGUUAAUGAUAUCUUGGAUAUGUUUCCACACCUGUGUUCAUAUGAAGGAUUGGUGAUUCGUCAAAUGUUUGAGAGAUUGUAUCCUAACAGAACAAAAGGUCUCAAAAUCGAGGAUGUCUUCUCUCAGUGUCUAUCUUAUUCACCGUCCAGAUUCUCUAGAGUAGAAGAUGAUCACAUUCGAGGAUGCUUGAGAAUAAUUUCUCAUAUGCCAAUUCGCGGACAAAAAAGAACGCUGGUAGGCUGUCCAACUGUAGGCGAAGAACAUUCGGCUUCAAUUUUAAUUCGUUGGAUUGGGGUAAAUGCAAUAUAAUAUACAUAAGGUUAGAUGUAAUGAUUUUAUAUCAUCAUUAGGAGUGCUUAGAUACAUACAUGGCAUCCCCCGCAACUGAUUCCAUACUACACAUGGUGUGCGUAGCAAGCCCGAUGAAAAGAGGAAAUUAUGCCGUCAUUUGUGAGAAAAAAGUUAUAUUCGAGACUAACAAUUCUAUUCAUGCAGUGGAAAUUUUAUUCAAAUGCCACGCAGUUCUCGGAGUGGAGGUGCCACCUAAUUUUAGAAUGUUUUGGGACUUUCUGGCAUGUGCCAUAUAUAAUAUAAUUCCGCACAGUCAGAGGACAACUGUGAAUAGACUCGUCCAAACUUUUAUUGAAGUUUCCCGCGCACGUAUUGACAACAAAUAAAAGGACAACUUUUUUAUACAAUACUUACUAAAAACCAUAAAAUUUAAUAAACAGAAGUUUCUUUAAUUAUUAUUGUAAAAAUAUUCCAUAAGAAAAGAAAGACUGCAUUGUGUUGUAUCCAAAACAAAAUUUUGACGGCCAAUUUCUUCACUGGAUGUAAACCGGUUUAGUUCCAGUUCAAAUGCAACAAUCGAUCAUGAACCAAUUUAAAUAGGAA
Topomyia yanbarensis is the source of this 1314-nucleotide messenger RNA. RefSeq lists its product as uncharacterized. Bases 37 to 729 code for a protein of 230 amino acids. NCBI's taxonomy places the organism in Eukaryota, Metazoa, Arthropoda, Insecta, Diptera, Culicidae. The transcript has 4 exons. The record is from RefSeq and is a predicted model, not a curated record.